Meloidogyne enterolobii is the source of this 267-nucleotide messenger RNA. NCBI's taxonomy places the organism in Eukaryota, Metazoa, Nematoda, Chromadorea, Rhabditida, Meloidogynidae. The record is from the annotation of a GenBank genome assembly.
AUGUUUUCUUUAUCCUCUACAAAUCAAUUCCCUUAUCCCCCACAUUUCCAAUAUUCUAGUGGAUAUUACCCAAACAAUCAACAUUUUGUUCCAAACCAUCCCUCCAACUAUUUCGGUGUUUCCUCGCAUUCUGGCUCAGUUCAAAACUUUCAAGUUAAUCAAGGCUUUCCUUCUGUUUAUAAUACAAAUUUACCUCCAACCCAACAAGCAUCAUCGUCUUCUUUUAAAAAUAUUAUUGAAGGGACUACUAGUAUGUUAAAAAUUUAA